AUGACGAUGAACUCACAACAGUUUGGACAAAGAGAAGUAGUAGCAAUUAAAGAAGCAAGUGAGGUGAGUUCUAUUCAACAACAAUUGACUGAACUGACUUCAUUUGUUCGACAAUUUGUUGUAGGAAAGUCACAAGUUAAGGCUUGUGGGAUCUGUGCAAGUUCGGAACAUCCUACUGCUAUUUGUCCUACUUUGAGUCCAGAAUUAGAUGUCAGUGCUGCAGGAUUCAUCCCAAGAGCAUACAACCAUUACUCGAAUACCUACAAUUCAGAAUGGAAUGAUCAGUCGAACUUAAAGUAUAGGAAUCAACAAGUUAACUUUGGAGAUCAUUCGAAAGGAUUCCCAGCACCUAACCACCCUCCACAACCUGCUCAAACAGUUCCGAGUAAUUUCUUAGAGGAUAUGAUGAAAACUAUGCCGUCUAACAUGUUGCAAUUUGAACAGGAAACUCGGAAUAGCAUAAGGAACUUGGAAGAACAAGUAAGUCAAAUAGCGAAUGAGAUGUGCGAGAUGAAGUCAAGAGAAAAAGGCAGAUUGUCCUCACGACCCGACGGCAAUCCAAGGAAUGUGAGCUCGAUUGUUAAAAAAAAAAUGGAAAAGAUUCCGAAGUAUCAAAGAUUGGAGUUCCAAAAGACAAGAAUGAGGAAGACAUUGAGAAAGAAUGAGCAACCUGCCACUGAAACAUCGAACAAAGUAACUUUCAAUACACCUACUAAUACUAAAACUAAUGUUGCACCGUUUCCUUGCAGGUUGGCGAAACCAAAGAAGGAUGACAAAAAUAAAGAGUCGAUGGAGAUGUUUCGAAAGGUGGAAUUGAACAUACCCUUACUGGAUGCAAUCAAGCAAGUUCCGAAGUAUGCAAAAUUUCUGAAUGAUCUUUGUGCAAACAAGAAGACGCUAUGUGGAGACGAAUGCAUUAUUGCUGGCGAGAGCGUGUCUCUUGUUUUACAACGUAAGCUUCCUCCUAAAUGUGAAGAUCCAGGUAUGUUCUCGGUUCCUUGUAAAAUAGGUAAGUUGGAGAUUAAAUUAGCACUGUUAGAUUUAGGAGCUACAAUGAUGCCUAAGUCUGUUUAUAAGUCUUUGAACAUUGGGCCUUUAAAAGAAACUAGAAUUAUUAUACAAUUAGCCGAUAGGGCAAAUGCUUACCCUGAAUGA
This is a messenger RNA of Andrographis paniculata, 1155 nucleotides long. RefSeq lists its product as uncharacterized. The record is from RefSeq and is a predicted model, not a curated record. Lineage: Eukaryota; Viridiplantae; Streptophyta; Magnoliopsida; Lamiales; Acanthaceae. The transcript has a single exon. Bases 1 to 1155 code for a protein of 384 amino acids.